AGAGACCUCGAGGGAUGCGUCCGCCCGCAGACAGCUGCGGACCCCGGGCCCCCGACACCUGACCGUCCAGGGGCCGAGUCGCUCGCAGGGACGCCGGCUCCUCAGCUCUCGCCCAACACGCACGGCGCGUGGCCAGACGGCCUCCGGGUUUGGGUACCAGGAGUCGCGCCGAUGGAUUUGCGCCGCGGCGCGGCCCUGAUUCAGAAGAGCAGGAGUCUGUCCUGGCUCCGUCCACGCCCCCGAUCGACGGUGGUGUUGAGCUGGUCAAGUCCCGGGUCUGCCCACGUUAAUCCAAGCCGCUUAGCUCCGCGCCUCGGCGGCCACAGACACACGCAGUUACACCUGCUGGCCAGACUCCGGUCCACUGAGUCUGAGCCGGAAGCAGCCCUGCACUGGCGCACGCGACUAAGGCCGGGAGUGCGGCGCAUGCGGAAGUGCGUCAUACCUCGAGGAGCCAGGACGCGACGGCGCCGGAAAAACUACGUCUCCCACAAUCCUCUGAGAAGGCGUCCCUGUUCAGCAGCUGGCUUGCCGUUACCGCGGAUCUAGAGUGGGCACAGCCUGACGAGAACCGAGGGCUGGGAGGGGGCUCUGCCAGCGGCACCGGGUCCACCCUCCCCCGGCUGCACCAGGUUCAGUACCACCCGCAGAGCUCGGACUCCCAGUUUCCCAGGCCCUGUAGAACUGACUCAGAGCCCGACGCCAGCAGAGACGCAGGUGUGCUGAGGUCUUGAUAUCAAACGAGGAAACAAGCAAGGAUGUCUGCUUUCAACAUUUCUGUUCAACGUUGUACUGGAUGUUCUAGUUGGUGCAGUCAAGUAAAAGAAAAGAGAAGAAAGUAUGCAAAUUGGAAAAAAAGUAAAACUGCCUUGGUAGUCACAGAUGACAUAAUCCCAUAUAUAGAAAAUUUCAAGGAAUCACCGGGUGCCGUGGCCCAUGCCUAUAAUCCCAACACUUUGGGAGGCUGAGGUGGGUGGAUCGCAAGGUCGGGAGAUCGAGACAUCCUGGCUAACACAGUGAAACUCCAUCUCUACUAAAAGUAUAUAAAAUUAGCUGGGGAUGUGGCACACACCUGUAGUCCCAGCUACUCGGGAAGCUGAGGCAGGAGAAUCACUUGAGACAGAGGUUGCAGUGAGCUGAGCAACAGAAUGAGACUCUGCCUCAAAAAAGUAAAAGAGAAAAGAAAAAUUCAAGGAAUCAAUAAUAAUAAAACUACUGAAACUAAUAAAUGAUAUUAGCAUGCUCAAAAAUUAUAUGUCUAUAUACUAGCAAUGAAUAAUCUUAAAAUGAAGUUGAGUAAACAAUUUCUUUCACACUAUCAAAAAUAAUAAUAGUAAUAAAUUUAAUAAAAGAAGUAAAAA
Messenger RNA from Sapajus apella (tufted capuchin), 1361 nucleotides. RefSeq lists its product as uncharacterized. NCBI's taxonomy places the organism in Eukaryota, Metazoa, Chordata, Mammalia, Primates, Cebidae. The record is from RefSeq and is a predicted model, not a curated record. The coding region runs from base 172 to 549 and encodes 125 amino acids. The transcript has 2 exons.